AUGCCGCCCGCGCCCGUUUCCGAGCUCGGAUGCUCUCUCGCAAGAAAGGGAAUGACUCGGUUUCACGAACUUUGCAACGAGGUUGUCGACUUCGGGUUUCAGAUUUGUGUUGCUUUCUCUCUUCUGAUCUUCAUCCACUCAACUACAACAACCCAAAUACAAUCUUACAAGAGCCUCUCAAUCCAAGAUGCCUGCCGUCCUAUUCAACAAAGCAAUGCCCCUCAACGACGGAUCCUCUCCUACGGCCCCUCUCGACGUCUCCACUACACCGAAGACUUCAACCACCCUUUCAACACAUUCAUCCCCCGUCCAUAUCUCGGAACAUACGAGAAAGAUCGUCACCGCCGUUUUAGCAUCGACGUUGCUGGUGAUGCUCGUGGCGGUUGUGGGGACGGUCGUUUAUCGGCGAAUCUGGAAGCAGAGGGUUUCGGCGAAGCGAGGUGAGUGUGCCGAAGUUUGGAAGUAUUGGCUGAGAUCCGUUUCCUGACCUCAUACUUUCGAUCCUUCUACAGAAGCAACACAACAAUCAACGCCUACAACCCAAGUCGUCCUCCCUUAUUCCCACGCUAGCGCCCGAUCAAGUCAAGACACGUUGGCGGUACCCCCUUCGUUGA
Messenger RNA from Microbotryum saponariae, 614 nucleotides. NCBI's taxonomy places the organism in Eukaryota, Fungi, Basidiomycota, Microbotryomycetes, Microbotryales, Microbotryaceae. The record is from the annotation of a GenBank genome assembly.